AGGCCAACGGGACGGUUCAGGUGAAUCUCCGCGUCGUCAACCGCAACUUCACCGACGAACUCAACGACAACAACUCCCCCGAGUACAAGGAGUUCGUCAAGAACUUCACCGAGCAGAUGUACGACGUCUACAAGGCCAUCGAGGGCUACAGGGGCAUCGAGGUGCAGAGACUCAGCCCGGGCAGCGUGGUGGUCCAUCACACCGUCAUCGUGGCCCUGCCGGUGACCACCCAGAGCCAGGAGAAGCUCCACAACGUCACGGUCGACCUGCGGCAGAAGGUCGAGGCGGUGUUGCCGCAGUUCAGCUGCGAAGACGAGUUGUGCUUCAACUCCACCGACAUCUCGGUCGCCGAAGACCGGAUCGAAUUCAACGAGACGGCCCAUUGCCAGAGCGAAGUGCCCGAGAGAUACUGGAAAUUCUUCUUCCCCAACCUGACGAGCUCCGGGUUGACCUGCGUGUCCAACUGCACGCCGGGCACCGCCGGCACCUUCGACUGCCACCGCGGGACGUGCCGGGUCACCGAGGGAGGCCCCCUGUGCUUUUGCGACGAGACCAACCUCUACUGGUACCAAGGCAACCGUUGCGCGUCGCGGGUCAGCAAGUUGGGCGUGGGCCUGGGCGUGGCCGUGGCCGUCCUGGCCGUCACCGUCGCCGUCCUCGCCUUCUUCCUCUUCCGGGCCCGGAGGUCCCACCUGUCCCACGGGGAGCGGAUGAUGAUGGACCAGUGGUACCAGGACAGCAGCGAGGAGUGGGACCGCCCGGGGAGCAUCACCUUCCACAACCGAGGCGCUCAACUGGAAGACGACGACGACGCGUUCGACCGCGGUGCCGUGGAGCUGCCGGCGCCGGUCCGGAUCCCGAGGCCGAGGGAGAUCGUGACGGAGUUCUGA
Messenger RNA from Neopelma chrysocephalum (saffron-crested tyrant-manakin), 890 nucleotides. RefSeq names its product mucin-3B-like. The record is from RefSeq and is a predicted model, not a curated record. The transcript is spliced from 9 exons. NCBI's taxonomy places the organism in Eukaryota, Metazoa, Chordata, Aves, Passeriformes, Pipridae. The annotation marks the transcript as partial.